This is a messenger RNA of Temnothorax curvispinosus, 4044 nucleotides long. RefSeq lists its product as uncharacterized. Gene Ontology annotation, biological process: protein autoubiquitination; negative regulation of centriole replication. The transcript has 16 exons. NCBI's taxonomy places the organism in Eukaryota, Metazoa, Arthropoda, Insecta, Hymenoptera, Formicidae. Gene Ontology annotation, molecular function: ubiquitin protein ligase activity; tumor necrosis factor receptor binding; ubiquitin protein ligase binding. Gene Ontology annotation, cellular component: aggresome; peroxisome. The coding region runs from base 318 to 3632 and encodes 1104 amino acids. The record is from RefSeq and is a predicted model, not a curated record.
GGCUAACGGUUUUCAGCCCAAAAAUUUGAGACGCCAACGCGAAACGAGAGCGCACGUAUACUUACGCGUCUGUCCCCCUGGCUCUCUCGCGAGAGGGAUGCUCGACGAGCACCGUCGCGGCGAGACCGUGUUGUGACUUGUGAGCUGUGAGCGCGCGAUGCCUCGAGCGACCGACGCCGCCGGAUCGUUGUUGCACGCGUCACGGUGAUCCAGUUCCUGGGACAUGUGCCUCGCGGACGGCGCGCUCCGUGAGGUGGUCGGUAUUCGUCGAUAACGGACGAUCUUUCACUAGCGUGCGGCGUGCCACGAACGAAAGGAUGGCCAGCCGGGAUCCGUCGGUCUCCUCCAAGAUCGCGGACGACCACAGCGUCGAGACAUUGGCGGAGGUUUUCCGAUGUUUCAUUUGCAUGGAAAAGCUGAGAGAUGCGCAUCUCUGUCCUCACUGCAGCAAAUUGUGCUGUUAUACCUGUAUUAGAAGGUGGCUCACGGAGCAGCGUUCUCAGUGCCCUCAUUGUCGGGCCUCUCUCCACUUACACGAACUGGUAAAUUGUCGUUGGGUCGAGGAAGUGACCCAGCAGCUUGAUACGUUGCAAGCUGUUUGUAUAUCUAACUUUCGACAUGAUGAUUCCAGCAGAGACAGAUGCGCGGCGCAUCAGGAAAAAUUAUCUGUGUACUGCUGGACCUGUCGCAAAUGCAUUUGUCAUCAGUGCGCCCUUUGGGGAGGCACCCACUCGGGACACACCUUUAAACCUUUGGAAGAUGUUUACGAGCAACAUGUUUCACAGAUAAAAACAGAAGUAGGUCAGUUAAAUAGACGGCUCGUGGAAUUGAUCAGUCUUGUGCAAGAAGUGGAGAGAAACGUUGAGUCAGUGAGAGCCGCAAAGGACGAGAGGGUCAGAGAGAUAAGAAACGCGAUAGAAUUAAUGAUAGCUCGUCUGGAUUCGCAGUUGAAAGCCAAACUGCUGACCCUGAUGGGUCAGAAGAAUUCGUUGACUUUAGAAACCGAGCAAUUGGAGGCUUUAUUACAAGAGGUGGAAUAUCAGUUGCAUACGUGUACGCGCUCCGAAUUGAUUGUUAAAAGUGCCGAGCUUUCUCGCAAGAUACAUCAAGUUCGCAAGAAACCAAUGACGAGUUUCGUUACUGCACCAGUACCUGCAGAUUUUCAUAGUGAAAUCGUGCCGGGCUACGACAGCGCGACAUUUGCUAUGCAAAACUUUACUCAGCUUCAACUGAAAGCCGAUCCGGUAUAUUCUGCGCCGUUGCAUGUGAACGGGCUGUGCUGGCGAUUGAAAGUAUAUCCGGAUGGCAAUGGAGUUGUACGCGGAAAUUAUUUAUCAGUAUUUUUAGAGCUCAGCGCUGGAUUGCCAGAGACUUCAAAGUAUGAAUACAGAGUUGAAAUGAUCCAUCAAGGCUCUCGUGAUACGAGUAAAAAUAUCGUUCGUGAAUUUGCAUCCGAUUUCGAGAUUGGCGAAUGUUGGGGAUACAACAGAUUCUUUCGAUUAGACUUACUCGCAACGGAAGGUUACUUAAAUACAGACUUGGAUACCCUUAUAUUGAGAUUUCAAGUACGACCACCGACAUUUUAUCAACGCUGUAGAGACCAGCAGUGGUACAUUAGCCAGUUAUUGACAGUCCAAAAUCAAUAUAUCACUCAGAUCAACGAAUUGAAGGAGAGACUAGCGAUAGAAAUUUCUCGUAAUGCCAUGGCGGCUACCAGAGCUACUAGUGGAACUACGAUGUGCGGAGCAACUGUAAAUGGAUCGUCAUUAUCUACGCAGCAACAGCAGCAGCAACAGGAUGUAGCCGAUCCAAUGACCAAUUCAAGUACGACACGAACAAUUGAUGCGUAUCCCACUACGAAUGGGACACCAGUGAGAUCGAUCCCGAGUACGCUUCCUAGUGGUAAUGGCAAUUCGACGAUACUAAACGAUCAAUUGAUAUCGAUGUGCAAUCUGGGCGAACUCUCGGGUACGCAUACCCUCGGCUCGACGUUGUCGAAGACGCCGUUGAAGACACACCGUGCCAACAGCAAUCUGAACAUUAUCGAGGCUGAGAAUACUUCAUCGCCACGCCGCGCCAACGACAUGUCGUUCGGGGACUGUCAAGCCGCGGGUAUUCACCUAGUUUCCUCGUCGUCGCCUUAUUCAUCGCCCAAUGUACUCGGUCAGCAGCCGCUGAAUCUACUAUCCAAAAAUAGCGCCAGUGAUCCUCUGCUGUCUGCAUCGGCAUUAUCGUCGAUGACAAGUAACGCGCAUCGAGUCAACGGUUCAAGCGUCGCGGAGAGCGAAGCCGCGCAACGUUGCGCCAAUAAUGCGUCGCCAGGAGAGUGCCAGGCUGCCAAUACUGGCGUCCACUCCUCGUCAUCAUUUUACUUGUCCCCGACGUUGAAUCUCUCGUCCAGUAGUAGCAGCAGCAGCAGCGACAGUGGCGAAUUAAGCGAACAUGAUAUUUUUAUGGACGAAUGCGAACACAAUGAACCCAACAUCACGCUUUUGGAUAUGACAAACGACGAAAAUGAUGUAGAUGACGAGACGAUGUCAGGGGAGAACGAUGUUGAAGUUGCGGAAUCUCUUGCAUCAUGGAUUCAAAACAAGCAGCGUACAAAGCAACAAAACAAUAGGGAUACCGUUACAGAUACAUGCAGAUUGAGGGAAAUAAUGCUGCUGCACUUGUUCGAGAUGCAGGAUAGAAAUUCCGUAUGGAACUCUUUAUGCCUUGGUCAACAAGCGGACGAGAGUUGCGAUUCCAGGAGCUCGCUCACGAGUCUACGGCGUCACAGUUCCAGUCCGUUGCACUGCAACGCUCCAAUGCAAUCUAACGCGACGGCGGUAUAUUCGCACAAGCACCCUGAACUCGACACUGCCGCUUGCAAUGAUUUAAAUUUAAGUACUGACAACAAGCAUCCUAGUUGCGCCUCUUAUCAUUCCCAGCGGCAGGCGAUUUGCAGCACUAUGUCCAAAAUGUCCAAAUUGAACCUACUGCCGAGCAUCUGCCAAUCGGAGUUAGCUGCGACAAUGGCUUCUGGCAGUCAAAUAACCAGGUCCGAACCAGCGACGCGUUCCAAUUCAAUAGACUGCGAAAACGAUAUCCCGAAGCUGCCAAUAGCUAAUAAAAUCAGUCACGAUGUGGAGUCGUCUAGAUUGCGUUUAGAUCUAAUAGUCCCAAACGUACUCCUAGACAGUAAUAAAAUCAUGUCAAAGCAUUUAUUGUCUCGGCGCCAAUCGUCUCCGAGCUCAUCCACUAAUUUGAAUUUAAUAAAUGACAAUAGCAAGAUAUUCGAGUUUGACCAAUUAUUCGAAGCCAUUCAAUUGUCGCCGGGUUCGCAAAAAGAUGUGACUGCUUGUGGUGCAAAAUCAAGGAAGAAUGCUUCGUCCGAUACAAAGAAUAACACUUGCACUGCCAGUGGAAGUUCCGUUGCACUCUCUUUGGCGCAAGAGAGUACGUCAUCGUCUACAAACACUGCGAUAACAGAGAACACUGUACCUAGUCCUAACAGUUACAGCUGGUCACCGGCAUUAUAUCAGCACACACAUGGACAAAAAGCUGUUUUAGAUAUAGCUGUACAAGGUUCUUCGAAUAAUACUCCUAAGACUAUUGAUAAGUCCCCGGAGGAAGCCGCCAGUUUGCCGUAAUAAUUUAUAACUUAACUGUAACAUAGCAGAUGUUCUGUGAUUUCCAUUUCAAAUGCUAAUCAUAAUCACGAAGUUAAAAAAGAAAGGAAUAAUUAUUCCGUCAAACAGGAUUAUGGGGAUGCAUGUACCAUUUGUAUUAUACAUUUGACUCUUCUUGUUUCCCGAAAAUCAACAAGAUAUCUCUCUCAGAUCUGUCAUGCAUUACGUAGUACAAAAUAUAACAGCACACACUCUCGCUCUAUUUUCAGCUGCUGCUUAUAAUUGCGUAUGCGAAAUUUAUUAUCUUUAAAAUUGCAUUCCAAGAAUGUUGUAGGCUAGAUGUUUCAUUAGAAUAUAUUAUUUAAUAUUAUUUAUUUCCCAUAUGUGUAAGUUACACGUCCGGAGAGAACAAUAAAUAAAGAUUAGUAAUAAA